Molecule: messenger RNA, 941 nt
Organism: Macadamia integrifolia
Lineage: Eukaryota; Viridiplantae; Streptophyta; Magnoliopsida; Proteales; Proteaceae
Product: extradiol ring-cleavage dioxygenase
Exons: 3
Coding region: 55-849 (264 amino acids)
Molecular function (GO): zinc ion binding; ferrous iron binding; oxidoreductase activity, acting on single donors with incorporation of molecular oxygen
Source: RefSeq, a predicted model, not a curated record
UCUCUCACACCUCUCAAUCAAUACCAUCAUCAUUGUUCUGUGUUACCAUCAGUGAUGACGAUGGAUACUUUCUUCCUCUCUCACGGUUCGCCAACGCUUUCGAUCGAUGAAUCGUUACCGGCGAGACAUUUCUUCCAGUCAUGGGAGGAGAAGGUGUUUCCGGAGAGACCUAAAUCGAUUCUCAUCAUAUCUGGACAUUGGGAAACGGAUAAACCCGCUGUCAAUGUCAUCUCCGGCAACCACGACACCAUCUACGAUUUUUAUGGAUUCCCUGAACCCAUGUACAAGCUCAAGUACCCUGCACCGGGAGCACCAGAAUUGGCAAAGAGAGUGAAGGAGCUGCUCAUAGGUGGUGGCUUCAAACAUGUGGAAGAGGAUAGAGCUCGUGGACUAGACCAUGGCGCUUGGGUGCCUCUCAUGCUUAUGUAUCCAAAGGCUGAUAUUCCUGUGUGUCAGCUUUCUGUUCAGACAGGAAAGGAUGGAACUUAUCACUACAACAUGGGAAAGGCAUUGGCCCCUUUGCGGGAAGAAGGGGUUCUAAUAAUUGGGUCUGGAAGUGCUACACACAACUUGAGGACCCUUCGAUUAGAUGGAAAUUCGGUUGCGUCCUGGGCACUGGAAUUUGAUACAUGGCUCAAAGAAUCACUCCUAAAUGGAAGGCAUGAAGAUGUUAACCACUAUGAGAAGAAGACACCCCACGCAAAAAUGGCUCAUCCACGGCCGGACCACUUUUACCCUCUCCACGUCGCUUUGGGAGCUGCAGGUGAAAAUACCAAAGCAGAACUUAUCCAUACUAGCUGGCAACUUGGUACACUUUCUUAUUCUUCUUAUCGUUUUUCAGCUCAAUAAUGUUCCUUGGCUUGUGUGAAAUGCCAUUGUUGUGAGGUAAAUGGUUGAUAUCUAUCAUGGUAAAAUAAAUAAAUUGCUACCAUUGCAUGACC